GGAAGAUUAAAACGAAGGUUGAACGGUCCAAGGUCCGAGCACUGAGACAUACUAAACUCCCGAUUUCCCCACACCACCAGUACUCUUAUCACCGUCCUUCCCGUUUCCAAACAAACGAAUAAAAACUAACAAAAAGUCCCAUUGAUACCGACAUCGAUAUCGACCAAUCUUUCUCUAUCCACACCGAAUGCACUCAAUUCGUGCCGUACCCAUAGGAAGAGCCGGGACUUUGACCAAUUGCCUAUUGACGAAGACGAAAUAGAGUCGCAGCGGCUAUUUAGACCGCGGUGGCGUCGCUCAAAUCGUGAGAAUUAUCGACGAUGAAAUACGGGGAACACUUUGAGGAAGAGUCGGUUCCAAGUUGGGGUCUACACAAUAUCGAUUACAACUCGCUCAAACACCAAAUCAAGGCGCAUACGACGAAAGACCAGGCUACCGCCAUAGCAAUUCCGGGACAACAGGACUAUGCUCUGAAAAGAUUCGAAGAUGCCUUCUACUUCGAGCUCUGCAAUCAACAUAACCGGGUCGGUCUCUUUGUCACAAGCAAAGCAGACGAGAUCUCGAGGCGCCUGCGUCACCUCUCCGACUCUGUACACCAACUUAUAGUACGAUGCAACAAUGCAGGUGGUGUGUCCCCAAAGCGACAACGGCGGUUGGCCAAGUAUGCUCUACAAAUCGACGAAUGCGACGACGACAUCAAGGCCUUGAGCCGAUUUGUUAACGCCCAAAUAAUAGCAUUCCGGAAGAUCCUGAAGAAGUACAGGAAAUGGACCGGUUCGACAACGUUGGGUAGUCGUUUCAAGGAGAACAUCCUAAGUUCACCUAAGAGCUUUACGAGGCGCGACAUCACCCCCCUUCGACUGCAACAUCGUGAGCUGCUCACCACCUUGGAGGCCGCCUCUCCCGAUAUCGACUCUUUCCAAGCCGAGCGACAGAAGCAGAAACAGAAAGCGAAUUCCGAACAACCUAAUCACAGUCGCCGAUCGUCCCCAACACGGAAGCCGAAGUCUUCGUCCGUGAGCACACCGGGAGGCUCAUCGAUGACGUACUGGAACGAAUAUGACCACGGCAGCGAAGCGGGGGAUUACGAGGAGGGUGGAUACGCACUUUACAUUGACCCAAACGCAAACGCGGACUUUCCUGGAUUCGUCUACGUUAAGACCAUGUUCACGGCGCCGAUGGAUAAGGUCCGGCAGUGGCUUAAGACGCGCUCGCCGCACUCGUCCGAAAGGCAAUCGCUUCUCUCCGGCCGCGGGCAGUCGCCAGUCGAUUAUUUCAGCACUCGUCAUUCGGCCACCGCCCACACUACCGACAACGAAACGACCGAGGACGAGUACGCGUCAUCCCUGAACUCGAGCAUCGGCCGCAGAAACAAGUCCAAGUACGCCGCCCUGCCGGCCACCGAAGAGGGCUCCGACUACCAGAUCGCCCUGUACCAUGACAAGGUACUCACGCGCGCCGUGAUCCUGGCCUUCGUCACCGCCUUCAUCCUACUGGCUAUUUCGGGGAUCUUGAUCGCUACGGGCCGUCAUAAGAUGCGCCUCGAGGUCGACGCGGGCGUCACGGUCGGUUCGGUCGCGAGCCUGUUCUGCUCCUGCAUGGGCUUGGGAGCUAUGCUGUACCGGCGGUACCCCGUCGGCUUCCUCUACACGCUUGCCGUGUGGGCGGCGUUUGUGGCGGUGUGCGCGCUCAACGGCAUGUUACUUGUGCUUGUCGUGGGGAGCAACGGGUUAUGACACGCUUCUUCUUCUGUCGAAUGACUACGGUCGUCUCUCCUUGGGUUUAUCCGGCGUUUUGUUUUCUAACUUGACAGGCGUUUGGGUUAGAGGUUUCGGGCGCAUAUACCUUGUCGCGCUUACGUAUGGGGUUCGGAUGCCCCGCACGAAGGUCCCGUAUCCCCCUCCCCCGUCUUUCCCUAGGUAUAUAUUGGGUGCUUAGGUACCACGUACCUAGAUGAUUAUGACAUCAGGGCAUAGAGGUGGGAUUAUAGGAAGCGAUCACGGAAUCCCG
Molecule: messenger RNA, 2010 nt
Organism: Annulohypoxylon truncatum
Lineage: Eukaryota; Fungi; Ascomycota; Sordariomycetes; Xylariales; Hypoxylaceae
Exons: 3
Coding region: 321-1736 (471 amino acids)
Biological process (GO): vacuole fusion, non-autophagic; polyphosphate metabolic process; microautophagy
Cellular component (GO): vacuolar transporter chaperone complex; fungal-type vacuole membrane
Source: RefSeq, a predicted model, not a curated record